Molecule: messenger RNA, 2040 nt
Organism: Spinacia oleracea (spinach)
Lineage: Eukaryota; Viridiplantae; Streptophyta; Magnoliopsida; Caryophyllales; Amaranthaceae
Product: zinc finger protein ZAT4-like
Exons: 2
Coding region: 200-1798 (532 amino acids)
Source: RefSeq, a predicted model, not a curated record
UCCUUACAUGUGUCAUAUACUCUUAACUUCACUCUUAUAAUUUCCCUUUUAUCUCUCAUCCACAAUUUAACCAACCAACACUUGAACUAAAAACUAGGACUCUAACCUUUGUUCUCACCAUACAAACAUACAACUUGUACUACAAAUUAUUACCCAUUUACUCAUCUUCUUCCUCAACCUAGCUAGCUUCCUGUACGUAAUGGCAUUGGUUGUAGAUGAACAAUCAACCUUGAAGUAUUUUUGUAGAAUAUGCAAAAAAGGGUUCAUGUGUGGAAGAGCAUUGGGAGGGCACAUGAGGGCUCAUGGAAUAGGCGACGAGAGUGGGGGCUUCGACGACGAUGAUCGAGCUAGUGAUUGGGAGGACAAAGGAUCACCAACCAAUAAGAGAAUGUACAAACUAAGGACGAACCCUAAUAGGGUAAGAAGUUAUAGGGUUUGUAAAAAUUGUGGAAGGGAGUUUAUGUCAUUUAAAUCUUUCUUAGAGCCAUGUAAAUGUAGCUCCGACGACGUCGACGUCGAAUCCCCUUUAUCAUCCCCUGAAUCAGAUGAAGAUGACGGUCAAGGGGGUAUGACAAGGGCGUCCGGGUGGUCGAAAAGGAAGAGAUCAUUUCGGACGAAAGUUGAUAGUUUUACACCAAACCAUUGCCCCUCUAGCGAGGAGGAAGACCUUGCAAACUGCUUAAUGAUGCUUUCGAAUGCCACGGUGGAACAUCGUCACCCUUUGAUAAUGGUGGAUGAAUCGAGUAAGGAAGAUGAGAGGCGGCAUUCAAUGAGCUUCAUUAUGACACGAGAACAACCUUAUUCUUCUGAUCAUCUUAUGAAGGCCAAAGGUACUAAUAAUAAUAAUAAUAAUAAUAAUAAUAAUAAUAACGCAAAGGGUUCGUUCGAGUGUAAAGCAUGUGGUAAGACGUUUACUUCACAUCAAGCAUUAGGUGGUCAUAGAGCUAGUCAUAAGAAAGUUAAAGGCUGUUUCGCAGCGAGAUUAGAUCAUCAAGUUGAACAAGAUCAUAGUUAUAAUGGAGAAGAAGAUAACUUUGUAAGCAGUAGUGAUCAAGAGUUUAUGAGACCGGACAAAUCAUGUACAACGUACCAAUUCGAAUAUGGAGCCGGCUCAAGUUCUCCAUUACCAAAUUUGUCUUCUAAAAGGCCUAAAUCAAAAGUCCAUGAAUGUUCAAUUUGUCACAGGGUGUUUUCAUCUGGACAAGCACUAGGUGGUCAUAAGAGAUGUCAUUGGAUUACCUCCAAUGCACCACCGGAUAAUUCAACGCUAGCGCGGUUUCAAGAGCUUCAUGAUCAAAUAGAGCAAGUACAUCAAAGGGCGGCGGCCCCUGUUUUUGGUACUCAACUCUCUAUCUCUGAGCAGCAAAAGGCAUUGGAUCUCAACAUCCCAGCUUCAGCUUUAGCUUCAAAUCAUCAUCAUCAUCAUCAUCAUCAUCAACAACAUCAAGACAUGUUAAGGCUACAAAGAGACCCUAGGAACCCUUUGAGCUUCCAAGUACCUACCGAUAUCCUAUUACAAUCUUGGGGAAAUACUGUUAAUGUAGAAAUUAAGCAAGAGAAUCAUCAACAUCUUCAACACCAACAGGGGAAUAACUAUGAGAUUAUUAAUCAGGGCGAAAAUGACAAGAAGAUUAAUAACAACAACAUUAGUGUUAAUGACUCCCAUACGCCUACUAAUGCAGAUGAUGAAGCAGAUAGUAAACUCAAGUUGGCUAAAUUAUGUGAUAAUAUGACUACUAAUGGUAGCUCUUCUCCAUGGUUACAAGUAGGGAUUGCCCCAACCAAUGCGCAAUCUUAAAGCCAACCCAUUCAUUAUAUAUUUUUUAAGUUUACAAAAUACCAUCAAAAUUCAAGAAAAAAUAAGCAAACAAAAUAUAUAUGUCAGAGAAAAGAUUUAGGUAUAUAUAUACUUAUUAUGUUGAAAUUAUACACUGUAAUUAUAAUAUACUCAUCAACAAUCCUCGUCAAGGAUAAAAAAAGUUUGUUAUAUAGCAAUUAGUAUAUAUUUAUUAGUAUAUAUUUGAAAAACCAUUAUGUUAA